AUGUUCAGAUCCGCGCCAACCUCGAUCGUCGCAGCACCAGGAGGGCCAUCGAGUAGCCGCGCCGCGUAUUAUUCACGCGCGACAGUCUUUCCCGCACGAAUUCAUUCCACGCAGUUCCUCCGAACGGGAAGCGCGCGCAAUUUCCCUAGUAAAUCGCCCUCCACUCACCGUCUAGCCGUUUCCGCCGCGAGCCGUGCAAUCGAAGCCUCAGGCGAAUCCGAGCCGUCUGUAUCGGCUAAGAUCCGCGAGAUCGGGGAAGAGGAGACCGGCGGGAACUUGCGCGGAAGGUUUCUGCAAGAUGACGUGGGUCCGAACCAGGUGGUUCUCGAGGCGCAGGCGCGCGUGUGCACGAAACCCACGCAGACCGGCCGCUGGGCGAAGAGGAGAUGCGGCGCGUGCUGGAGCAGAUCUUGCUCUCAGGUGUGCCUUCAGGUGUUCUGUCAGGUGUGCCUUCAGGUGCUCUGUCAGGUGUGGCCCCAGGUGUGGCCCCAGGUGUUUCCCCAGCGCCGUUCGACCCAUCCCAUUCCCUCAAGGCGUGUGGAGGCACGAGGCAGAGGCGGAGGAGACGAGAGGGGCAUGCGAGUGAGUGUGCUUUUGAGUCGACUCAAGAGGAGACGAGACGGGCAUACGAACGAGUGUGCUCAAGGGCAGCGAGCAGGCGCUCACACGUGGCUGGGUGUGCCGUGCACCUUCCUCGUGUGUGUCUGCGCCCUGAUGCCGCACCAUCACAAGGUUGGAGGGGGGACGAAAGGGGGAGAAUGGGGAGGGGGGGUUUACUUGGGGGGUGCGAGAGGCGGUGGGGGUAUGAGAGGCUGUACCGUGCACCUACCUGCACCCCUGCGCUUCAUGCUGCAAGCGGAGAGCGGGGCGAAUGACUCGCUGCAACUGCGUGUGUCGCCAGCAGCAGUUGUCGCCGACCCGGCACCACGAGUGUGCCAUCAGAGAUGCCCAUUAGAUCAACGGCUCACAGCGAUUUACCGUCGACGUCUUCGUGUUGACUUCAACCUGUCACAAUGUUCUGCAGCGGCAACAUACUCUGCAGCAGCAGCGGCAGUAGCGGCGGAAGAGGGAUCUGCGGAGGGUGAAGGGAUGAAGCUGCGGUCGUCAGUCACGUUCCCCCCCUUCCCGGGAGCGUAUCUGCUGGCGGGGACAGCAGCAGCGCCGCCCGAGGUGGCGUGGGUGCGGCAGCUGGACGCCCAUGCGGCGCCCCUCAAGGAGUUCUCCGUCACCUUCUCCGAGGCCCUGCGCAACCUGCCGCUGGGGGUGCGCCUGUGGUCACACAACCAGAGGGAGAAGUCACAGGGCCGGGUGCCAGUGAUUGACCCUUUCUCUCGUGAAACACAGCCAUCAGCAUGCCACGGAGUGCCUCUAGGAGGCAUCGGGGCGUGCAGCAUUGGGCGGGGGUUCCGAGGGGAGUUCAACCGAUGGCAGUUUGCAGCGGGGCAGUGCGAGGAUGCCCCCGUGGAGGCCGAUCAGUUCUCUGUGUUCAUCACGAGGCAGGCAGAGAGCCCAGCAGACCAACCCCGCAAGUUUUCCUCUGUGCUGUACCCUGGUGUGCCCAAGGGCUUGCGGAGGAGGGCGAGUGGGUCGGGCAUCGACGCGUGGGGGUGGAACAUGGAUGGCUCGCGCAGCACCUACUAUGCUCUCUUCCCCCGCGCCUGGACCGUCUAUCAAGAGCCAGACCCACAGAUGACCAUCUCGUGUCGCCAGGUGUCGCCCUUCAUACCCAACAACUACCAGGAGUCCUCCCUCCCCUCCUCCGUCUUCUCUUUCACUGUAGCUAACACGGGCACCACAGCAGCUGAUGUCACACUCGUCUUCUCCCUUGCAAACUCCAUAGGGGGGGACUCUGUAACAACCGGCGGCCAUCUCAACACGGCCUUUGAGAUGGACAGGGGCAUCAAAGGCGUGAAACUUCAACACAGGUCCUCCAAAGUGGGCGGCCCAGUGACUCUAGCCAUUGCAGCGCGUGGUGGGAGUGGUGCCACCAACACUGCUCCUCCCUCUGCCACCUUUGCAACCAACUCCUUUCCCAUCACUGCUGACUCAGCCAACGGGAUCGCUGACUCAGCUUGCAGGAUGGCUGAUUCAACUAAUGGGACUGCUGACAGCAGCACUGAUGGGGUGCGCGUGUCUGUCUGCCCGCACUUCGUCCUCUCAGGCCCCUGCAAGGGCCUAUCAGCUGCUGACAUGUGGCUGCACCUUGAGAAGACGGGCACCUUCCCCCCCCACCACGAGUCUGCCCUAUCGUCACACCCCUCAUUCCCCGGCACGGCCAUCGGGGCGGCAGUGGCGGCAUCGGUGUCGGUGCCGUCCGGAGCCACCCGCCACGUGGACUUCACGCUCUGCUGGGACGUGCCUGUUGCCCGCUUCAACCCUGACAGCCACUACCUCAGGCGCUACACGCGUUUCUACGGCCACCAGGGCAUGGCAGCUCACUUGCUGGCCCGCGAUGCUCUUCUGGGGUACAGCAACUGGGAGAGGGCCAUUGACGCAUGGCAGCAACCCAUUCUCCAAGACGAUGCCCUUCCUGAGUGGUACCGAGUGACGCUCUUCAACGAGCUCUACUUUCUCACUGCAGGGGGCACCGUGUGGACGGACGGAGGGCCACGGCUGGAGGAGAGGGAGCAGCACGAGUGGCUCAAGCCGCAAGACCCCUCCCACUCACUCGCUCGCUCUGUCCUUCUCGUGCCCUUGCCCUCGUCUGUUCCAAGGUCUCACAUCGCCGUUCUCGCUCUCACCUCUCUGCUCGCCCCUGAACCGCAAACACUCUUUCCUGCUCCGACACCCCCUCCCCCUUCCUCUUCCUGUACACCCCCUCCCCAUUACUCCAGACUCACCCUACACUGCCGCACCUCUCUGUCCCCUGCUCUUUUCACCCCCUGCUCCCACCUUGCUCUCCCCCUCAACCUCCUCACAGCCAUCAAGGAUGGCCCAGGCAAGGCCGUCGAACCUGCUCCACCUUCCCCUAUCCCACCCGCAGCACCACCAGCAGCACCAGCACCAGCACCAGCGCCAACAGCAGCAGCAGCAGCCACGGGCAAAGACACAACUCAGCAGCCGCCCCACCUCGCCCCCCCAUCCCCCUUUUCCCCCACGCCCCUCCCGGGGCCAUGGAACAAGCCUCCCCCCAUCCCAGGCAGGGCGCCCCUCCCCCCCAACCUCCCAAAGAACCUUCUCCCCCUCGACUCCCCCUCACUGCCCACGUCCGCCCUGCCACGAGCCUCCUCUGCCCCCAUCACGCCUGGUCGCCUGCUAUCCAGCACUUCUAGCCUGUUCAGCAACAUGGCCAUUGGCAUGUUCCCCGCCUCCCCCAUGCCUCUUCCCACGAGAAAGCGUGCUGCGGCCGGUUCUUCUGGUGGUGCUGCUUUGCGUGGUGGCCUGUCUGCGUCGUCAUCCCUCACUCCGCCUGUUUUCGGCCCUUCUCUUUCCAGUCUCCUAGCCCAAAGUCCUCAGGUGAAUUCUCAGGUAGGUCAGCGAGAUCUGCGAUCUGGGUUGUCACUGAAUGAAGCUGAUUUUGCUGCCCAAAGUCCUCAGGUGGAUUUUCGGGCAGGGCAGGGGGAUUUGCAGUCUGCGUUGUCACUAGAUGACGCUGGGUUGGCUGUGGGGACUAUCGGGAGGAUAUCGGAGCGACAGGAGGAAGGGGAGGACGCUGAAAGGGAGGAAGGAGAGGGGAGGACGACGAGCUAUGGUGUUGGUGCUAUGGUGUUUGAGCCAGAACGCAGUAAUAUGGCAGGCGCAGCAGCAGCAGCAGCAGCAGCAGCAGCAGCAGAGAGAGGUUCGAACGAUGCACAAGGCACAGGAGCGAUAUUUGAGGCGCUUCAGGAAGCGACAUCGACCAGAAGCAGCAGCAACAACACAGACACACCACAGUCCGCCAGACGAAGCAGUGACACCACUUCAGCCUCCCUCGCCUCCCCUCCCUCUCCCUCCUCCUCCCUCGCAUCCACCCCACCGCAACCCCCCCGCCCGUCUCUCUCCCUCGCGGCAACGCAACAACCCUCCUCCCACUCGCCCCCGCCACUCACCCCGCAUGAGAAGGCCCUUGACCUGCCAGCGCCCAUGGCAGGGCGGCUGGCAGGGGGGCCUCUGGGGCCGCACGAGCACUACAGCUGGCGCCUGUGCUCUGGCGUGCAGCUGCUGGCACAGGGUAGAGAGGAGGGUGGUGCGGGGGUGAGGGGAGAUGGGGAGGGGAGGGAGGAUGGGGAGGGGGAUGGGGAGGGGGAUGGGGAGGAGGAGGAGAAUGUGGGGCAGUUUCUGUAUCUGGAGGGGCUUGAGUAUAUCAUGUGGAACACCUACGAUGUGCAUUUCUACGCGUCCUUUGCGCUGCUCUCCCUCUUCCCGCUGCUCGAGCUCAGCUUGCAACGGGACUUCGCCGUCAGCACUCUAUUGCAGCAACGGCGCAUGACGAGGUUCCUAGCGGACGGGGCAUCGGGCGUGAAUAAGAUGCAGGGCAGUGUGCCGCACGACCUGGGCUGCCAUGACCCAUGGGUCUUCCCCAAUGCAUACAACAUCCAUGACACGGCCCAGUGGAAAGAUCUCAACUGCAAGUUCGUGCUGCAGGUGUGUCGCGACUACAAAGCAACAGGCAACGUGCGGUUCUGCAGGGCGGUGUGGGCGGCGGUGGUGGCAGCAAUGGAUGCGGUGGAGAGGUUUGACCGUGAUGACGACGGGCUCAUUGAGAACGAUGGCUUUCCCGAUCAGACCUACGAUAACUGGCCCGUGCACGGAGUGAGUGCGUACUGUGGGGGGCUGUGGCUGGCGGCACUGCAGGCAGGAGCAGCCAUGGCGGAUGCAGUGGGGGAGGCCAAGUACGCCCAGUACUGGCGGCAGCAGUGUGCGCGGGGCAGGGAGGCGUUCAUCGCUAAGCUUUGGAAUGGCAGGUACUUCAACUACGACAGCGGCAGCAGCAGCAACAGCAACUCCAUUCACGCGGAUCAACUCGCAGGCCAGUGGUACCUGUGGAGCUGUGGUCUGCCGCCGCUCUUUGACUCAACCAUGGCAUGCAAAGCACUGCAGAUGAUCUUUGAGUACAAUGUGAUGCGGCUGGAGGGGGGCAGCAUGGGUGCCGUCAAUGGCAUGCGACCCAAUGGGCAGGUGGGGGACUGGACUGGGCAGGUGGGAUCUGGACAGGUGGGAUCUGGACAGGUGGGAUCUGGACAGGUGGGCAUCUCCAUGCCCCAUUCUCUCCUCUCCACUCUCCUCACUUCGUCCUUCACCCUCCUCACUCUGCUCCUCACUCCCACCACACUCUCCUCCUCACUUUGCUGCUCUGCCAGGUGGACGACACCCCGUCGCCUUCGCUUUCCACGCCUGUCGCCUUCACUUCCCCUCCCCCGUCACCUUCACUUCCCCUCCCCCCGUCGCCUUCACUUCCCCCCACCCCGUCGCGCAACAUUCCCCCUCCCGUCGCCUUUCCCGCCCGUCGCCUUCGCUUCUCCCGCCCGUCGCCUUCCCUUCCUCUACCCAUCGCUCUCGCUUCCCCCGCCCGUCGCACUCGCUUCCCCUGCCCGUCGCACUCGCUUCCCCCGCCCGUCGCACUCGCUUCCCCGCCCGUCGCACUCGCUUCCCCGCCCGUCGCACUCGCUUCCCGGCCCGCGCUUCCCCCGCCCGUCGCUCUCGCUUCCCCCGCCCGUCGCACUCGCUUCCCCCGCCCGUCGCACUCGCUUCCCGCCAGUCGCACUCGCUUCCCCGCCCGCGCUUCCCCCGCCCGUCGCACUCGCUUCCCCCGCCCGUCGCACUCGCUUCCCGCCCGUCGCCACCACUACCCCUCCCAUUGCCGUUCACUCUCUCCAUCUCACGCUCUCCCCCUCGCUCACUCGCUUGCCCACCCGCAAUCUCUUCUCUCCUGCUCACUCCCCUCCCCCCUGCUCACUCUCUUCCCCCCUGCGCACUGCACACUCUCUUCCCACCCCCCUCACUCUCUUCCCCCCUGCGCACUGCACACUCUCUUCCCACCCCCCACACUCUCUUCUCCCCUGCGCACUGCACACUCUCUUCCCACCCCCCACACUCUCUUCUCCCCUGCGCACUGCACACUCUCUUCCCACCCCCCUCACUCUCUUCCCCCCUGCGCACUGCACACUCUCUUCCCACCCCCCUUACUCUCUUCCCCCCUACGCACUGCACACUCUCUUCCCACCCCCCUCACUCUCUUCCCGCCCGUCGCACUGCACACUCUCUUCCCACCCCCCUCACUCUCUUCCCCCCUGCGCACUGCACACUCUCUUCCCACCCCCCUUACUCUCUUCCCCCCUACGCACUGCACACUCUCUUCCCACCCCCCUCACUCUCUUCCCACCCGUCGCACUGCACACUCUCUUCCCACCCCCCACACUCUCUUCUCCCCUGCGCACUGCACACUCUCUUCCCAACCCCCUCACUCUCUUCUCCCCCAUCCGUCUUCACUCUCUUUCCCCUUUUUUUCUCACCCCUCUGCCCCGUCCACAUCCAACCCUCGCUUAUCUGCCAUACCCCCUCUUCCAUCCCCGUUCUAUCACAGAACCAUGCUUGGACAGGUGCCCACCACCAUGA
Molecule: messenger RNA, 6534 nt
Organism: Closterium sp. Naga37s-1
Lineage: Eukaryota; Viridiplantae; Streptophyta; Zygnematophyceae; Desmidiales; Closteriaceae
Source: the annotation of a GenBank genome assembly